AUGAACUCGUCCUCGUCGUUUGGGUUUCUCCCAUACCAGGCCUCCGCCUCCCAGAUGACUUCGCCGGGAGCACAGGCACACCCGCAGCACCAGCACCAGCAUCAUCCGCAUCAACAGCAGCAGCAGCAGCAGCAACAGCAGCAUCACCACCACCCGCACCAGCAGCAGCAAACCCUAUCCCAGCAGCAGCUCUCGCACGAAUUGGCUCAAGAACUCUCUUCUCCGCCGCUGCCCCUUCACCCCUCUUCUCUUCACACUUCCUCCUCAACCGCCGCCUCGCUCUCCGGAUCGUCCACCUCGCCUAUCAGCGCCAGCACCUCAGGAACGCUUCUCUCGGCCACCGUCAACUCCAACUGCAACAACGGUGCCGGAAACAAUAGCAACACCCAUGGUAAUACGGGCAGUAACACUAGCACGGCGGUAGGCAGCCCCACAGGAGGAGUCGGACCAACUGUUGGAAGCAGUCUUGGAGCUAGUCAGCAUGGAGGACACCCAACCAUCAACACUGCCAUGCUUUCGAACUAUGGUGGCAUGCUCUCUUCGCCACCACACUCGUCCCAGGCACAGUCGUCGUCCAACUCAUCCACGCCUGGAUCGGUCUUGCCAACAACCCCGCACCAGACCGCGGACCUUGAUACCAUUCUGGCAACGUACGCGUCUCAGCCAGAGCUCUUAAAGAUGAUCAUUGCGUCCAAGACGGAAGAAGACCGACGAUGGGCAGAAGAGGCGCGCUUUAAGAUGAUGGACCUUAUGCUCCGUGAGAACAGAGGGAUGAAUCUCAUGACGGGCUACGAGGGACUUUUGGCCCAGACCUCCCCCACAGGAACGCCAGGCUCGAGUGUCACCACCGGGAACAUGGGAGGUCACCCUUCCACGUCUACGACCACGGCCACAACCACCUCUUCGUCCAACUCCCAGCCUUCCAGCACAACAGUCAGCCCUACCUCAGCGACCAUGCAGAUUCCAACCACCUCGCUGGGCCUGAGCUCCACAGGCAAGCGCUUCAUGGACGAUGACGAUUUCGAUACACCCUCCUCGGGGUCGUUGUCAGGAGUCGGUCUCCGAGGAGGAAACGGCUCACUUGGUGGACUAGGGGGAGUCGGCCUCGUAAAUGGUGGAAAUGGCGGUGGUGGGUUUGGUGGCCAGGGACCAGAUCAUGGUCUUGCGCGCAAGCGGUCAGUCACGUUUGCGAGGGAUAUCCACCAUGGUCACUUGAGAUCCCAGUCCAUGUCUUCCAUGCCCUCAGGUCCCCACUCAAUCUCCACAGUGACCUCGACGCCCCUUUCCAACCCCACGAACCAGUUUGGGACGCUCUCGAUGCUAGGAUUGACCGGACCCAACACGUCUCUCCAAUCGCACAUGUCAUCGUCGUUCCAACAGCACCCACAGUCGCCUUCCUCGGGGUCAUUGACGAGCUUGCAGCAGCAAUACCAGCAGCCCACACACCAAUCACACCAGCCACCACAUCAGUUCCCUCAGCAUCAGCACCAGCAAAACCAGCACUUGCCGCCCCAAUUCGGUCAAUACCCACAGAUGUUUUCGUACCAUACGACGUUGCCUCAACUCCAGCACCAAAAUGUCAUCCGCAGGACCAACUCGCUCUCACAUCUGUCACAGUUCGCUCAAUCCUCGGUCUCGGGAGGCACAAGUCUACUGGAUCAGCAGCGCCUGGCCGCCGGUCGGCCCAGGAAUGUGAGCGCAUCUUCUUUGCGGACACAAGAUGACAGCGACGACGAGUCGGACGAUGACUGCGACCAUCCAUUGAUGGGCGGAAUGCACAGUCGACCAGGAUCUUCCCUCAGCAUGAACAACAUGAUGGGCGGCAACGGCGAGACUUCCUUGACGCUCGAGUUCUCGGAUCUGGCCUCUGUCUCUGGACCCUCAGGACUUGGCCAAGGAGGGUACUCCCAUCACCAGCACCAACAACACCAGCCACCACAUCAUCAGCCAUACGGAGGGCACAAUUCUGUCGUCUCGAUGACGAUGGCCGCGCUAGGCCCGGGAGCAAUCACAAGCACUGGAUUGAGACCCACUAGCGGCUCCUUGUCAUCAUUGACCGGCGGUAAUGGUGUUGGUGGUGGCGGAGGAGUUGAUGCAAGCAGCGGAGGCAUUGGAGCGGAUCAGAAGCGGAAGCGCAAGCGUCGGGAGAUGCAGCCCGUCAACAAGAUUGUGGACUCUGCAGAACCCCAUAUCGAUCAAUUCCUCUGGAAGAACAACGGCAACACGACCCAAAAGAAGACUGGCUGUAAGAGUAUCUAUUACAAGUGCUCUAACAGCGCCAGUGGUUGCACUGUGAACAAGACGGUGACGGAGAAGGAAGGAGGAGGGUACGUGACAAAGUACCGUGGCGAACAUCUGGACGACUGUAUCAAGCUUAAACGAGCGCAGCAAGCAGCCCAAGCAGCCCAACAGGCGGCCCACCACGCCUACUCUACAUAA
Linnemannia hyalina is the source of this 2439-nucleotide messenger RNA. The record is from the annotation of a GenBank genome assembly. Lineage: Eukaryota; Fungi; Mortierellomycota; Mortierellomycetes; Mortierellales; Mortierellaceae.